Neolamprologus brichardi is the source of this 1646-nucleotide messenger RNA. The record is from RefSeq and is a predicted model, not a curated record. NCBI's taxonomy places the organism in Eukaryota, Metazoa, Chordata, Actinopteri, Cichliformes, Cichlidae.
CUUGAACACAGGGAUCGCUCCGAGCUGCUCGAGGAAGCUAAAAAGAUGGAGGCAGCCAAGUUCCGAUACAUCCUGCCCGUGUACGGGAUCUGCGAAGACCCCCAGGGGCUGGUCAUGGAGUACAUGGAGACCGGCUCACUGGAGACCCUGCUGGCCAAUGAGCCGCUGCCCUGGGAGCUCCGCUUUCGCAUCAUCCACGAGACCGCGGUGGGAAUGAACUUCCUGCACUGCAUGAACCCACCGCUGCUCCAUCUGGACCUGAAGCCGGCCAACAUCCUGCUGGAUGCUCACUAUCACGUCAAGUGCCCCUCAGGAGAGAACAAUAUCCUGCAGAUCAUGGUGAAGGUGGUGAAAGGGGUGCGUCCAGACCUGGGAGCGGUGCCACGAUGUCGACCUUCAGCCUGCACAGGCUUCCUGACCCUCAUGCAGCGAUGCUGGGCCACAAAGCCCGAAGCCAGACCCAGCUUCCAGGAAAUCACAUCUGAAGCCGAGGAGCUCUGCUCUAAACCUCAGGAGGAACCCAAAUCACCCAGGUUAUCAACAUCUGACCCAGAGCCCAUGACCCCUAAAGCACUCACGGGUGACCAGGUACGAUACGACGUGCACCUGGCUUCUCAGAGGGGGCAGUAUCGAGUGGCACGGAUCCUGAUUGAGCUGGGAGCCGACGUGCACAUGACAUCAGCUGGAUCAAAGACGCCGCUACAUGUGGCGGCUGAAACGGGUCACACCAGCACGUCUCGGCUCUUGGUCAAACACCAGGCAGAUAUCAAUGCUCAGAGCGCCCAUGGACUCACUCCCCUCCACCUAGCCUCCCAGCGGGGCCACCUGCCCACAGUCAAGAUGCUGAUAGAAGAAGGGGCAGACCCCUACAAAGCUAACGGCGCCCUACGCACGCCCUGCCACAUGGCGGCAGAGGGUGGACACUGUGAAGUCCUGAAAGAGCUGCUCAAUCACUGUCCAGACGGUGGCAGCCUGUCAGAUGAGCAGGGCCUCAGCCCUUUACACCUGGCGGUGCAGGGCGGACACUCGAACAUCAUUACUAUGCUGCUGCCGCAGGACUGCCAGGACUUAGUUACAGAGAGCUCUGUGCAACCAGCAGCCGAAGAGCCCGCACCAGCAGAAGCUAGGCACCUGCAGAGGAAAGUUGUCAUCCUCAAACUGACGGAGCACGGCGACAAAGACUGCCCACAAUCCAUCAGUGCACACUGUGCCUCCGCUCCCUGCUAACAGCAGCAAAAACACUGUACAGGACUGUUUUGGUUUGUUUCCAUGCUAAUCCUCUGCUGCCUCACCAAUAGGCAGUCUUUUUAUUUUUUUUAAUUGUGCCCUACAAGCACUGUAAAAUUGUUGUAAAUACAAACUGUAAAUAGAAAGUGUUAAUACCAUUUUGUGUUUGAAUUAAAAAUGUUGUUUACUUCUUUUGUACCUAUCAAACACAUUUUGGUUUCUUUUGUUUUCUUUGUACGUAACAAGCAUGUGUCCUCCUGGAAGCCUUUUACACGAUCAUUACUGCAGCUGGCAUGCCUGUAAGUUAUUUUUAAUAGAUUCACAAAAACUGACUCGUCGAGCUUUUAGGAAAAAAGCAUUCAGUGUUCUUUAACUUGUUACAUAUCAGUGCAACAUCCAUUAAACAUCUGAAAAUCUUU